GCAAAAAUCCCUAAAUUUUCCCUCAGCUCACACUACUCUCAUCUUCGACCUUCAAACGCAGAAAAGGGGCAGCCCUAUGCCUCCAUCUCCUCGCCCUUCUUCAAGCUGUCCAGCUGCCGUCGCUAUUGCGUCUGCUCCGCCGCCGUCCUCACUGCUCCAGCAUCGUAUCCACGGGUCUGUUCUGUCUCUGCGUCGCCGCGUUUCCGCCGCUGUUCAUCCUCUGUUCCGCCGCGCUCCAGUCCUCGUCUUCCCGUUCGAGUUCCUCAUCUGUGCUCCCUCUCCCUCGCGUGUUUGAGUUGCAGCCCUCGUUUGUUCUCCAUCUCCCUCAUCUGUUCGAGUUUGUACUCCAUCUCCCUCAGCUGUGAAAGGUCUGUUUCCCCUUCACCUGCAGAUAUUGGCCUACACUCAGGUUUGUUUCUAAGAGCCAACUCAUGUUUUCUGUGGCAUCAUAAUGGUAUUGAAGAGUAUCUAUGAGAAGAUCAUUGGUGCAACAUGUUCUUCUAAAAGCUCAGUUGAGACUAUAGAUAACAGUCAGGUGCCUGCUUCUUCGAAAGUAGUGUCUGGUGAAAGUAAGUAUCCUAAGGCUUCCUUGUGGUCAGGUUUUUUUCCAGCUGGUUUUUCGGUCUAUGAAACGUAUAAUGAACCAUCGUCUUCUGAAAAGAAAGCAGUUUAUUUUGGAAAUAGUGGGUGGGCAGCUGCUGUGAGGAAAGUUGUUAACAGCGGCUCGAUGAGGAGAUUUCAAGAACGUGUACUUGGGACAGGGAGGACUGAGAUUUCAAGUUCUGAUGGUGAUAUAUGGCUUCUAGGUGUCUGCCAUAAUAUUUCACAACAAGAAUCGACUGAAAAUGUAGAUACUAGUAACGAGUUUGCCGCAUUUGAGCAAGAUUUUUCUUCAAAAAUCCUAGUAACAUAUCGGAAGGGCUUUGAUCCUAUUGGAGAUUCAAAGUAUACUAGUGAUGUUAAUUGGGGAUGUAUGCUACGGAGCAGCCAGAUGCUUGUAGCUCAGGCAUUGCUCUUUCAUAAAUUAGGUAGAUCAUGGAGGAAAAAUAUUGAUGGGCCACUGGAUAAAGAAUAUAUUGAGAUCUUGCAAAGUUUUGGUGAUUCGGAGGCUUCUGCUUUCUCUAUUCACAAUCUCCUUCAAGCCGGUAAAGGUUAUGGCCUUGCUGUUGGAUCAUGGGUGGGCCCAUAUGCCAUGUGUCGAACAUGGGAAGUUCUAGUUCGUAACCAGAGGGAGACAGACAACCUUGUAGAGCAGCCACUUCCAAUGGCAAUUUAUGUUGUUUCUGGAGAUGAAGAUGGAGAACGUGGUGGAGCACCAGUUGUCUGCAUUGAAGAUGCAUCCAAACGCUGUUAUGACUUUUCAAGGGGCAAACUUGUUUGGAUGCCUCUGCUUUUAUUGGUUCCUCUGGUUCUUGGACUUGAUAAAAUCAAUCCAAGGUAUAUCCCAUUGUUGCAAUCAACUUUUAAAUUCCCCCAGAGCCUUGGUAUUUUGGGCGGUAAACCAGGUGCUUCAACAUAUCUUAUUGGUAUUCAGGGUAACUUGUCAUAUAGGUUGUACACUACUGCAUUGUGGCAAGAGCUACAUUAUUAUGUUUUAUAUGCUUUUCAGGUUGUUAAUAUCAAUGGGGAAUCCCAAGAGACUAGUACCUCCUCAUACCAUAGCAAUGUUAUCAGGCACAUACCCCUAGAUUCAAUUGACCCAUCCUUGGCUAUUGGAUUUUACUGCCGAGACAAAGAUGAUUUCGACGACUUCUGUUCCCGAGCUUCCAAGCUUGCUGAAGUAUCAAAUGGUGCCCCAUUAUUCACGGUAGCACAGUCUAGGGGAUUCUUACCGCAGGCCGCUAGUAACAAUGUGCUGGGUAGCAACACUGGAUUCCAAGACGAUGAUUCCGUAGUUAUGGACAUUGCCAACGAAGCAGGCAACAAUGAGGAUGAUUGGCAACUCCUGUAAUUCCAAAGUUGCCCAAGGUUGAUUUGAAGUAACGGGUUGAAAAAUUUGUUGUUUGAUUCUCAUGUGCCCAAGGCUAAUUUGCCAGUGUUGUUGAUGCGUAGUUAUGGGGGUUCCCUAUUCUCAAGAUAUGGUUGAAAAUAGGCUUUGUAGAAAAGUAAGUUAUAAUGAAUAUGAUUCUUUAGCUUAAUUUAUUUCCUCAUUUGUUGAUAUAGCUAACUAGGUAUUUGUUGUACAUUACACGGGGAGUUUCGUUCAUAUUUGUUGCUUGUACCUUUUUGUUGGCUAUGAGGUACAAAUUUGUAGUGCGGUUAUACUUUUGGACUAUCAAAUAAAUGGUAGAAAGUGGUUCAGAA
Molecule: messenger RNA, 2304 nt
Organism: Arachis duranensis
Lineage: Eukaryota; Viridiplantae; Streptophyta; Magnoliopsida; Fabales; Fabaceae
Product: cysteine protease ATG4
Exons: 9
Coding region: 452-1951 (499 amino acids)
Molecular function (GO): protein-phosphatidylethanolamide deconjugating activity
Source: RefSeq, a predicted model, not a curated record